AUGGGGAAGCUCGAGGAUAACGAGAGGGUGAUCCUCAACGUCGGGGGCACCAGGCACGAGACCUACCGCAGCACCCUCAAGACGCUGCCCGGCACCCGCCUGGCUCUGCUCGCNNNNCCCGGCGGCGGCGGCCUGCUGGACGGCGUCGGCGGGAGCGGCUGGGGCCCGCGCGGCCAUGGCGGCGGCGCGUCCGCGUCCGCGCACGGCGGCGGCGGCGGCGACGCGUGCUGCGAGUUCUUCUUCGACCGCCACCCGGGCGUCUUCGCCUACGUGCUCAACUACUACCGCACGGGCAAGCUGCACUGCCCCGCCGACGUGUGCGGGCCGCUCUUCGAGGAGGAGCUGGCCUUCUGGGGCAUCGACGAGACCGACGUGGAGCCCUGCUGCUGGAUGACGUAUCGCCAGCACCGCGACGCCGAGGAGGCGCUGGACAUCUUCGAGGCGCCCGACCUCAUCACGGGCGAGCCGCCCGCCGAGCCCGACGACGAGCUGUCGGCCAAGCGCCUGGGCAUCGAGGACGUGGGCGCCGUCUCUUCCUCCUCCGCCAACGGCUCCCCUCUCGACGGCAAGGGCGGCCGCUGGAAGAGGCUCCAGCGGCGCAUGUGGGCGCUCUUCGAGGACCCCUAUUCCUCCCGCGCCGCGAGGUUCAUUGCUUUUGCCUCUUUAUUCUUCAUCCUACUUUCCAUCACGACCUUUUGCCUGGAAACUCAUGAAGCAUUCAAUACCAUCAAAAACAAAACAGAGCCUACUAUCAAUGGUAGUGAGGUGGUCCUGCAGUAUGAAAUAGAGACGGAUCCUGCUCUGACAUAUGUUGAAGGCGUCUGUGUGGUGUGGUUUACAUUUGAAUUUUUAAUCCGUGUUGUUUUUUCACCCAACAAACUUGAAUUCAUCCAAAACUACUUGAAUGUCAUUGACUUUGUGGCCAUUUUGCCCUUCUAUCUAGAGGUGGGCCUCAGUGGCCUCUCCUCCAAAGCUGCUAAGGAUGUGCUUGGUUUCCUCAGGGUGGUGAGGUUUGUGAGAAUCCUGCGAAUCUUCAAGCUCACCCGACAUUUUGUCGGCCUCAGGGUGUUGGGUCACACACUCCGAGCAAGCACCAAUGAGUUUUUGCUCCUGAUCAUAUUUUUGGCAUUAGGAGUGUUGAUAUUUGCCACCAUGAUCUACUACGCUGAGCGCAUAGGCGCCAAACCCAAUGACCCAUCAGCUAGUGAACAUACAGAGUUCAAAAACAUCCCCAUUGGUUUCUGGUGGGCUGUGGUCACCAUGACUACUCUUGGGUAUGGAGACAUGUAUCCAAAGACAUGGUCAGGCAUGCUAGUGGGUGCGCUGUGCGCGUUAGCUGGGGUGCUGACGAUAGCCAUGCCUGUGCCUGUGAUUGUCAACAAUUUUGGAAUGUACUAUUCUCUGGCCAUGGCAAAACAGAAGCUUCCGAGGAAGAGAAAGAAGCACAUCCCACCUGCUCCUCAGGCAAGCUCCCACACAUUUUGCAAGACAGACUUGAACAUGCCGUGCAAUAGCACACAGGGAGAAGUCUGUCUGGGCAAAGACAACCGGCUGAUGGAACACAAUAAAUCAGUGUUAUCAGGUGAAGACAGUACAGAAAGUGAGCAGCCACUGUCACCUGUGGAAAGGCUCCCACCAAUCAGACGUUCUAGUACCAGAGACAAAAACAGAAGAGGGGGAACAUGUUUCCUACUGACAGCAGGUGAUUACACGUGUGCUACUGAUGGAGGGAUCAGGAAAGAUAACUGCAAAGAGGUUGUCAUUACUGGUUACACGCAAGCAGAGGCCAGAUCUCUUUCUUAAUGGCUUGGGGAAGGCACAAAACAUGCAAGAAAGGUAAACACCAUCCAGGCUUGCAAUUUUAAACUAGCAGGUGCUGCUUGGUCCUAUAGUCUGUUUCUUCUCUAGGAUUCUUCAACAUUUUCAGAGGCAGAGCACUAAAUAGAAGCCAGAAGGAUAUGGAACCCCCUUUA
This is a messenger RNA of Varanus komodoensis (Komodo dragon), 1973 nucleotides long. It is a transcript of the gene KCNC2, whose product is annotated as potassium voltage-gated channel subfamily C member 2. Gene Ontology annotation, biological process: potassium ion transmembrane transport; protein homooligomerization. The transcript has 5 exons. Bases 1 to 1803 code for a protein of 600 amino acids. Gene Ontology annotation, cellular component: neuronal cell body membrane; axon; dendrite membrane. Lineage: Eukaryota; Metazoa; Chordata; Lepidosauria; Squamata; Varanidae. The record is from RefSeq and is a predicted model, not a curated record. Gene Ontology annotation, molecular function: delayed rectifier potassium channel activity; protein binding.